AACAUCACUCAAGUAUUUUGAUUUACUGCACAAAUUCCUGGCAGUAGUCUGUUCAUCUACUCUCAAAGUUACUUCUUUUCCUUUCCAAGCAUGCAUGUGCUAAAAAAAAUGAAUAAAAUAAUAACAAACAGUUCUACUAUAUUUGUAACAACUGAAGAAUUGUACUAUAUUUGUAAAAACUGCCACUUUUCGUGCUAAAAAUUGUACAUUAAUUUAUUGAAAUUAUCAAUCGGUAGGCACGGAACAAUUGUUGAUAUUUGACAAAAGAACCUGUAUGCUUCCUUCACACUAAUUUGAGAAUAUGAGGUAACUAAUUAAUUGCAAUACGGCAAAAGAACAUUUAUCGCAUAAUUAUUAGCUUUUAUAUUCCUUAAUUAGUCCGCCUUUUUCUUUUUGAAUGCUGCUCCGGGAAAGAGGUGUGCAUGCAUAAAAUGGAGUAAAUGUGACACUCCUUUUCAAUAUCUUCGGGGUCAAGUAGCUUUCUUACCUUUUCCUUGGCUCCUUUAAUAAUGAUAUAAUAGAUAUAUACUAUAUAACCUGUAAUGAAACCUGGAAAUAUGUAUAAAAAAAUAAAUUGUAAAAUCAGAUACUAUUUAUGAUAGAAUAACUAUAACCUUUUCUUAAAAUUUAUUUGGUUUUAUAAAGUACUUUUACCAAAUAUCAAAAAUAAGAAAAGCUAUCAAAAUGAUGCACGGAAGAGUCUCCAACACUUCACUGUUUCUCCGCAUCGCCAUUGGUUCUCUCCACCCUUUUCUCAAAAAAGCAGAAGCUGCCACGUAAACCAAACGGAAGCUUCGUGGGAAAGGGACCUGCUCUAUUUACACAUCGGAACCCCACUACCACUCCAAUUGCCCACCACCUCUCAGCCCCCUCCACCAUCAGAGAUCUUUCCAUCCUCUCUCUUUAGCCUCUACCUUUAAAAUUCUCAGCGGCUCCAUAUGGCUGAGGAAGCCUCCACCGCUUAUCCAGUGGAAUUGACUGAAAGCGCCGGGAAGGGGCGUUCAACCAUGUCCCCCGCUCCCUCGGCUGGCAGCCCUGCCCGCCUCCUCUGCUCCGCCAUCCUCGUCUUCAUCCUCCUCGCCGGCAUCACCGCCCUCAUCCUCUACCUCGUCUACCGCCCCUCUCGCCCCCACUUCUCUAUUCUCAGCACCGCCAUCUACCAGCUGGGCAACGGCACGGCCUCCGCCGCCAUUCCCGCCACCGCCAUCACCACCACCAUGCAGUUCACCAUCCUCAUCCGCAACCCGAACGAACGUGCCUCGAUUCGCUACGACCGCCUCUCGGCCUACGUCACCUACCACGACCAGGCCAUCACCGCGCCGGCCCCGCUGCCGCCGCUGUACCAGGAGAGGGACAGCGCCGUGGCGGUGUCGCCGGUGAUCGGUGGGGGGCCCGUGCCGGUGUCGGGGGACAUCGCGGCAGGGCUGAUGACUGAUGAAGCCUAUGGGGUGGUGGCCUUGCGGCUGGUGAUGCUCGGCCGGCUCAGAUACAAACCGGGGCCGUUCCACAGUCCAUGGUAUGGGAUGUACGUGAGGUGCGACAUGCUGGUUGGUGCCAGGAAGGGAGUCAGUGGGCAGGUCCCGCUCCUCGGCGCGCCGGGCUGCGACGUCGACGUCUGAUGGCUGGACGUGAAUAAGUUGUCAAGGCACGCUAACUGUGAAGGUAGGGAAGAGGAAGAUCUGGUGAUGGUAUCGAGGUGUUCUGUAACCUUGAAUAAGCUGUCAGGAUUCUAAAGAACAGGGAUAUAAGCAGCAGGAGCAACCUGUAAUUUUCUGGAAUAAAGGAAAUAUAGAUGGUGAUCAUCUCUUCCCGCAA
Elaeis guineensis (African oil palm) is the source of this 1815-nucleotide messenger RNA. Its product is annotated as NDR1/HIN1-like protein 1. Gene Ontology annotation, biological process: defense response to other organism. Gene Ontology annotation, cellular component: plasma membrane; plasmodesma. NCBI's taxonomy places the organism in Eukaryota, Viridiplantae, Streptophyta, Magnoliopsida, Arecales, Arecaceae. The record is from RefSeq and is a predicted model, not a curated record.